CUUUCCUACAUGUAUUUAUUUUAUACCAGAUCAGGAAUGUAUACAAUAUUUAUGUAUUUAUGUAAUUUGUUUUCAGUAGUUGGCUAUGAUUAUUGAUUUAUCACGUAUUAUUUAUAUGUAUUCUACCAACUAGCUCUUUGUCCAUAGACCUCGGAGCUCGGAUAGAUACACAAAACUGUCGUCGGCGUGUCUCGGUGAUAUAAAAGCUCGCUGCAUAUAUACAUUCUUUUUAAAUGUAUUUUGCUGACCACAUAUAAAUAUUAACAAAAUCAAUGUUCAUAGACUGAUAAAUUUAACCCUACCGAAUCAAGUGACAAUGUCAAGGAUAAUUCUUAUAACCGGUUCAACCGACGGUAUUGGAUUAGAAACAGCCAAGAUGCUGUAUUCCCUUGGGCACCAGGUGCUCAUACACGGCCGCUCAAAUGCAAAGCUUAAAGCCGCAAUGAAGAUUAUAUCCCAGGAACCUGGCACUGGUACUUUAGAGAUGUACAGAGCUGACUUUUCUAUCUUAAAAGAAGUGGAAACGCUUGCCAAAGAAAUUGCUACUAAACACGAUAAGUUGGAUGUUCUUAUCAACAAUGCGGGUCUACUGAAGACCUCUAAUCCUCUCACACAAGAUGGCUUGGACGUGCGAUUCGCAGUGAAUACUAUUGCACCUUACUUGCUUACACGGCGAUUGCUACCACUGAUGGGUCCUACAGGAAGAGUUGUGAAUCUAUCCUCAGCAGCCCAGGCGACAGUGAAUAUCAACGCGCUAGCAGACGGUACUUCUGCGACACUUAGCGCAGGCAGUGCAUACGCGCAGUCCAAGCUUGCGAUCACGGCCUGGUCGCACAGUAUGGCACUUGAGCUCCAAGGGAAUGGGCCAGUCGUUGUAGCGGUGAAUCCAGCCUCUAUGCUGGGUACAAAAAUGGUACAAGCUGGGUAUGGGGUAACAGGGGGCGACAUCCGCGUUGGCGCUGAUAUACUUGUACGAGCGAGUAUCAGUGAUGAGUUUGCCUCGGCUACAGGGAAGUACUACGACAACGAUAUAGGUAGAUUUUCAUCACCGCAUUCGGAUGCCUUGAACAAGGCUAAGACAAAGAAGAUUGUGCAGGCGAUUGAAGAUGUGAUUGCUGAUAGAAUAUGAUGAACAACAAAUAAAAGUCGAAAGUCAUAAAUACAAAGUGGGAAAAUAGUGACGAGUUUGAUAUGGAUUCAGUAGUCAGUUACACGCAUAUUUUUCGUAUGUAAUACUGCAUAUACAUCCUUCGAACCCUUUGCACACCCGGUCACCCGCACGACAGAUGAUACAAUCUACAGUAACUUUUUAGGGCCUUUCUGUUGAAAACUGCAGCUACAUGUUGCAAGCAUGUGAAAUAUCUAGUUCUUACAUGCAUGAAUAUGCAGUCAUAAUUUAUAGAAUAAGAUUAGUGUGCUUUCUCACGCCUAUACCUUGGUUGAUAGAGUGGCAUGUUUCUUCUCCGAGAGAGUCUCUAGCGUAUGUAUUUGACUAUGCAAUUGUAGAUGUAGUUCGUUUACGGUGAAUUUGAUCACUGCUUCGCCUCUUUCAAAUAAAUCAAAUCAUUUACUGCA
Sphaeroforma arctica JP610 is the source of this 1575-nucleotide messenger RNA. RefSeq lists its product as hypothetical. The transcript has a single exon. Gene Ontology annotation, molecular function: oxidoreductase activity. Bases 317 to 1129 code for a protein of 270 amino acids. NCBI's taxonomy places the organism in Eukaryota, Ichthyosporea, Ichthyophonida. The record is from RefSeq and is a predicted model, not a curated record.